AUUGAUUUUGCAUGCAAAAGGGAGAAACAGAUUAGAUUAUUCUUUUAAAUGGAUGCUUGCAUUCUCUGUAUCUGAACAUGAACUUUAUUUGAGCAUUAAAUCAGAAGAAUAAACGUGCAUCAGAAGAAUGGCUCUGACUGAAGCUGAGUUUGAAAGCAGCAGCAUCAUGAAGGAAUGGGGCGGACAGGUCCAGCCGGCUUUGAUAGCAUCCUUCGUUAUCCUCUUCUUCUUGGAGGCCUGUCUUUGGGUGAGAAAUCUUACGAUCAGGAAAAGGCUUCCAGGCCCAUUCGCCUGGCCCCUGGUGGGCAACGCCAUGCAGCUGGGACAAAUGCCACACAUCACGUUCUCCAAGCUGGCAAAGAAGUACGGAAACGUCUACCAGAUAAGACUCGGGCGAAGCGACAUUGUGGUUCUGAACGGAGACGCGGCCAUACGCAAGGCGCUCAUUGAACACAGCACCGAAUUUGCCGGGAGGCCAAACUUUGUGUCCUUUCAGAUGAUUUCCGGCGGUCGGAGCAUGGUGUUCAGUAGCUACAGCAAGCAGUGGAGGGUGCAUCGUAAAAUAGCGCAGUCGACUUUGAGAGCAUUCUCGUUGGCGAACACUCAAACCAAAAAGACGUUCGAGCAACACGUUGUAGGCGAAGCCAUGGAUCUGGUCCAGAUGUUCCUGAGGCUGAGCGCCGACGGGCGAUACUUCAAUCCUUCACAGGAACUCACGGUCGCAGCCGCCAACGUCAUCUGCGCGCUUUGCUUUGGGAAACGCUACGGCCACGACGAUCCCGAGUUCAGGACUCUCCUGAAAAGAGUGGAUAGGUUUGGCGAAACCGUCGGCGCUGGCAGCCUGGUGGACGUCAUGCCUUGGCUGCAGUCGUUUCCAAAUCCCGUCCGAAGCGUUUAUCAAAACUUCAAGCUCCUUAAUGAGGAGUUCUUCGCUUAUGUGAAGGACAAAGUGGUGCAGCAUAGAGACACGUACGACCCUGAAGUCACCCGUGACAUGAGCGACGCCAUCAUUGGCGUGAUUGAGCACGGGAAGGAAAGCAUGCUGACGAAAGACUUUGUUGAGUCUACAGUCACCGAUUUAAUCGGUGCUGGACAAGACACGAUGUCCACAGUAAUGCAAUGGAUACUUCUGCUUUUAGUCAAGUACCCAUCAAUCCAAAGCAAACUCCAAGAGCUGAUUGAUAAAGUAGUAGGUCGUGACAGACUCCCGUCAAUUGAAGACAAAUGCAACUUGGCCUACCUGGACGCCUUCAUCUACGAAACCAUGCGUUACACCAGCUUCGUCCCCGUCACCAUACCGCACUCCACCACCUCGGACGUCACCAUCGAAGGUCUCCACAUCCCCAAAGACACCGUGGUGUUCAUCAACCAGUGGUCCGUCAACCACGACCCUCAAAAGUGGCAGGAUCCUCACAUCUUCAACCCGUCGAGAUUUCUGGACGAGACCGGCUCUCUGGAUAAAGACCUGAUUAACAGCGUGAUGAUCUUCUCGACAGGUAAGAGAAGAUGCAUUGGUGCGCAGAUUGCCAAAGUGGAGGUUUUUCUGUUCUCUGCCAUCCUUUUGCACCAGUGCUCGUUCGAGAGCAACCCCUCUCAGGAUCUCUCCAUGGACUGCUCGUACGGCUUAACACUGAAGCCGCUCCAUUACACAAUCUCAGCGAAGCUCAGAGGAAAACUUUUUGGCUUGGUGUCGCCGGCAUGAGUAAAAAUAACCAGCUUGUUCUUUGUGACUUAAAGGCCAGCAGAGACAGAACGUAUUACAAAUGUAUUCCACAUAACAGUAUUAGUAAAGCUGCACUGAAUGCUAAAUGUUUAGUAAUUGUAUAUUUAAUAUUUAUACACGUUUGCAAUGAUUCAGUGAACUGAUGUAAUCACAUCCAUAGAAUAUUUUGUCAGGUAACUGAAGAGAUUCUUCAGCUCUUAACAGUAAUGUUUUAAUUGCUUCAGGUUUAUAAAACAUCACCUAUGCUUCAAAAUAAUGUUAGUAGGACUGCAGUAUGAAAUGUUUAUGGUCCGAUGCUAAGCCACUAUCACUGUAGACAUAUCAAUUAUUAUGUAAUAUUAUGCAAUUGUUUGUAGCUCAUGUUGAGUCAUGUUAAUGGGCAGCAGCUGUUGGAGAACUUUACUUCCUAUGAGCCCGACUCAGAUUUGGCAUAGCAGUGCAUUUCAUUAUGCUUGCAUAAAACUGUAUAACGAUGUGAUUAUGUACUGCAGGUAUUUUAAGUAUUAGGCAUUUAAGCAUUUAUUUACACCCAUUAUACCCAAAUCUUUAUGCAAUGCAAGGAAAUGUGAGAUUCUUAAAAAGUCCGCAAGGAAUACUUUACAUUUUAGUUUUAAAAUUACAUUUUAGUCACAUGCCAAUUCUAUUACUCAGCAAAUCUUCCAGUGAAAGUCUGAAGCCUCACGCCGGAUGAAUUUCUGUUUCCUUAUUGUGUCAUUUCGAAGGUUUUCUCCCAUUCACAAAAAAAAAACAAAUUCUCAAAAUCAUGUAUAAGCUGUAUAAAUCAGAGCUACUAUCUCAAGAUAUAUUCCUAUAUCACGUUGCAUUUAUUAUGAUAAAUGUUUACACUGAAUGUUCUGUAACUGAAGUGCAUGUAUUCAGGAAUACAACUUUUUAAAGAAAAACUAGAUUUUUUUAUUUUUUAAAUGUUCAGGUAUUGUUUCAAACAUGUUUUCUUAUUACUAUUGGAAAUAAGCUACAAGUGGAAUAAAUAAAGUGCUAUUUUACAACCUGUGAA
Labeo rohita (rohu) is the source of this 2738-nucleotide messenger RNA. Its product is annotated as cytochrome P450 1B1. The record is from RefSeq and is a predicted model, not a curated record. Gene Ontology annotation, molecular function: steroid 17-alpha-monooxygenase activity; heme binding; iron ion binding. Gene Ontology annotation, biological process: progesterone metabolic process; hormone biosynthetic process. NCBI's taxonomy places the organism in Eukaryota, Metazoa, Chordata, Actinopteri, Cypriniformes, Cyprinidae. The transcript has a single exon. The coding region runs from base 128 to 1702 and encodes 524 amino acids.